Rosa chinensis is the source of this 3111-nucleotide messenger RNA. RefSeq names its product kinesin-like protein KIN-14U. Lineage: Eukaryota; Viridiplantae; Streptophyta; Magnoliopsida; Rosales; Rosaceae. Gene Ontology annotation, biological process: microtubule-based movement. The transcript has 10 exons. Gene Ontology annotation, molecular function: microtubule motor activity; ATP binding; microtubule binding. Bases 780 to 2732 code for a protein of 650 amino acids. The record is from RefSeq and is a predicted model, not a curated record.
CCACACGCUCCUCUGUCUCAGAAAAAACUACUUCUUUACUUUACACCAUAGAGUUCUAGAUCUUGACCACCCAAAACAGAAUCUUAAAUCACCACCAAUUUUUUUUUUUUUAAAUCCCCACAGUAAUUCUCACCUCCUAAUCAGUGGAGAGUUUUAAUCAUUGAAAGUAACUCAAACCCACUUGUUUUUUCCACCUGUAGUUUUUAUAUUUGCAUAGGAUCCUUUCAAAUUCUGUGCCCAGUUCCUGACUUCUUGCUUGUUUGACCUGUUGGGUUUUCAGUUUCUGAGAUGCUGUGAGAGGUUUUUAGGAUCAUCAAGCUUUUUGGGUAACUUUUACAUGUGAGAGGGUGGAGAUUUGAGGAUCAUUUUACUUUGCUUACAUAACUUUCCUGAUUUCUUGUGCUCUGAAAGUACAUGCAUGCUUUAUUUAUUUCAACUGCUUCUGCUUCUGCUUCAUUAUUAGCUCAUUAUUAACUUACCUGGGUCUCCAUUUCUGUUGGGAUGUUUCUGUACAAAAAAAAAAAAAACACGGUAACAUUUCCACAAUUAUAUAAACAAUUCUUGUUGUACCAGCUUUAUCUUGAAAGUACUAAUUUUGGGUUAAAUAAAAUUACUGGGUCCUGCUGAUUAACAGUGCAUAAAUAUCCGGGUCUCCUCUGCUUUUUGGCUCUGUUUCUUGAAUAGUAAAUCUCCCUCCCUCUCUCUCUCUCUCUCUCUCUCUCUCUCUUGUCACUUCUCUCUCAUAUUCUGUAUCUCAAUAUUGCAUCUUUCUCUGAGAAAUGUUCAUUUCUACUGAGAAUGAACAGAUCUCAGUUCCUUCAAAUAAUGGGUGCUUAGAAUCAGCUCCCAUGGAAUCAAACCCGGAUUCCAGUGAUGGGUUGCCGCCUGUUUCUUAUUUAUCGGAUUCACCACCUCUUCCGGCCACUUGUACCGACGUCAAUGUGGUGCCGGAGCACGAAAAGAAUCAGCUUCAGCAGUCAAUCUGCAGUCUUGAAGGAGAAAUUGCACAGUUGAAGGUGAAGCAGAAGCUAUGGGAUGAGAAGAGGAGAGAAGCUUUGAAUAAGAUCAUAGACAUCAAAGGCAGUAUUCGAGUGUUUUGUCGAGUUAGACCAUUCCUAGUGAUCAACAAGAGAAGAAUUCGCGAACCCAUUUCAGCUGGAUCAGAGAAGAUUGUGGUGAAGUCUUCUGGAGCAAGAAAGGAAUUUGAGUUUGAUAAGGUCUUUCCCCAAGAAACAAGCCAAGAAAAUAUAUUUGCUGAGGUGGAACCAAUUCUCAGAUCUGCACUUGAUGGUCAUAAUGUGUGUGUUUUUGCUCAUGGUCAAACUGGCACUGGCAAGACAUUUACCAUGGAUGGCACAAAUGAAGAGCCAGGAAUAAUUCCUAGAGCUCUCCGAGAGAUCUUCAGUCAAGCCUCGUUGGAUUGCUCGUCUUCUUUAACGUUUUCGAUGAGCAUGUUGGAAGUUUACAUGGGCAAUCUCAGGGAUCUACUGUCCCCAAAAGCAGCCUCAAGACCACAUGAAACUGUAACAAGAUGCAAUCUCAGCAUUCAAACAGAUACAAAGGGUUUCAUAGAAAUCGAGGGUCUUACAGAAGUUCCGGUUCUUGAUUUUGCUAAAGCUAGAUGGUGGUAUAAUCGGGGGAAGCGAGUUAGAUCUACUGCUUGGACUAAUGUGAACGAGGCAUCUAGCAGGUCUCACUGCUUAACGAGGAUAACCAUAUUCCGACAUGGAGAUGCUUUGGAAGCCAAAAGGGAAGUGAGCAAACUAUGGUUGGUUGAUCUUGGUGGAAGCGAAAGAUUGCUUAAAACAGGAGCAACUGGACUAACACUGGAUGAGGGAAGGGCCAUAAAUCUUUCUCUCUCAUCUUUGGGGGAUGUUAUUGCUGCUCUGAGAAGGAAACGAGGCCAUGUGCCUUACAGGAAUAGCAAACUCACACAGAUCCUUAAAGAUUCCUUAGGUCAUGGUUCAAAGGUUUUGAUGCUUGUGCAUGUCAGCCCAUGUGAAGAAGAUGUUGCGGAGACAAUCUGUUCUUUGAGCUUUGCAAAGAGGGCAAGGGCUAUAGAGAAUAACAGGGACAUAUCAGAGGACCUGAAGAAGCAAAAGGAGAAAAGGAUCAAGGAGCUUGAAAAUGAUAUGAGAGAAGCAGAAGAAGAAUGUCAGAAAGUUAAAAAUCAAAUACAGAAGGCUGAGUUACUGUUACAUGAAAACAUAAAGCUCUUCUCAACCACUCAUAGACCUUCUGAAGAUGAGGAGGCCCCCAUUAGUCCCAAAGAAGUUGUGAAGGAAGUCAUAGAAACACCUCGAAAGCCUGAGAAAGCAAGUAGAGGAACUGCAAAUUCUUUGCCACGGUUCAUGACUUCCACUGCAGCCAGUCGACAUAGACAAAAUGCUGUAGAAAGACAGAUUGCUGGCAAAGCAAGAAGCUUGAGAUCAUAUGUGACCAAAAGCUCAAUCCAAUUCUCGGCUUCACAGUCAAUGAGUUACUCCUCAGAUGCUCGGUUCAGAGCCAUUUUGAAAAAUUCAAACAGAAAGUCCCGAUAUUCACUGGAAACAGAUACUGUCCCUGCAGAGAGUCCCAGGUGCCCUGUCCCUGCAGAGAGUCCCAGGUGCCAUGUCUCACAGCCGUCCAAGGCGGCUGCCCCGGUGCCACGAAGCAAGCUGGUCACUUCAUCGGAUCCAAACUUGAAAGUCAUGCUUAAUCGUCAUAGAAGAAGGAUGUCUGAUCUAAUCUAACUAUGUAAGUGUGAGGAAGAGCUCGAUUGUUUGCUAAUGGUUUCCGGUACAGUAUGAAUAAUAUUGGUGUGCAUGUUUUCGGGUUUGAUUCUCAUUAGGUUUUUCUGCAGGAUUCUAUAGGGAUUGUUGUGUGAUAAUGACUCAGGGUGGUCUGAUUAGGGUUGUUGCUUGCUGGGGGUCUGUUAAAUAUUUGCUUACACGACCCCUUUACACGUUGAUUUGGUUAGGCUUUCAUAUCAAUGUAGUUGAUUGUUGUCAGAAAAUUGUAAACCAUGUGGGGCACUUUGUUUAAAGUCUGUUUUCGGACAUGUAGAAAGAUAGAUCAUUAUUUGCUUGAAGCCUUGUGACACACUUCAUCACUUUUGGCUCAUUGAUUCUA